Rhinichthys klamathensis goyatoka is the source of this 1867-nucleotide messenger RNA. RefSeq lists its product as uncharacterized. The transcript has 7 exons. NCBI's taxonomy places the organism in Eukaryota, Metazoa, Chordata, Actinopteri, Cypriniformes, Leuciscidae. The coding region runs from base 419 to 1867 and encodes 482 amino acids. The record is from RefSeq and is a predicted model, not a curated record.
AAUGCUCUACAACUGUAUAUUGCUUUUUCAUUAUACUUAAUUAAUUUACUGAUGCUAACAAAAAUAACCUUAUUGUCAUGUGUUAUGAAACUGUUAUCAUUAUUGCCUGGUUUUUUACUCACAAAUCAUUUAAUAGAUUUAAUAUUUCUGCCCUGUUAGGUCCAUGUUACAAAACAGAAAUUUCUCUAUUUGGGUAAACUAAAUAGCUAUAUGAUGUGGAUAUAUUUUUUAAAUAUCUGAAAAGUUCUGCAUAGAAAGUAUAACGCUUAGAAUCCUGAGCUAUUCUAACUAACAUAUUUGUGUUCUAAUCUAAGCUGCUAACAUUGGGGAAGAGAUUUUACCAACUCUCUCACGAGAUGAUAUCCGAGAUCUCUUUCCUGGUCCUGAGCACUUCCUGCGGCGCAAAGCCAUUUGGCUUAUGACUCAUAAGGAAGAACAGGGGCACACGAUUCCUGUUGAAGCCCAAGAUUCAUCAACAGAUGAUGAAAAUAAUGAAAGUUCAAACCGAGAUGACCCCAGCACUUCAAAGUUUUUGAAGUUACCCAGCCCAGAAUACGUUCUCUUCACUGAUAGUGAACUACAACACGUGAGACGCGCAUACUUUGAACAGCAGCGUCUUGGAAAAGAGAGUGAAGUCACCUUAUCAAAGGAGCUCUUCUGCCGGCUCAUCCGAAAUACCAUGACAAAUAUGAUCUCAAUUGCAAGAGCCUCUUCAGAUGACUACAAAUACCCCACUAAACAUGAAGUUCUUGCCAUGGCAAAGCGGUUAGUGGAAUACUACCCUAUGAUAAAAGAUAAGUCAACUGGAUCUAGUCACCAGGGGUGCCGCCAGAAAUUCUGGGACUCUGUUGCCAAAAAGCUCAUGAAGCGACUUUCAAAUAUCCGAAGUCCUGUGAAGGCCAAACACCCUCCUUCCAAGAGAGCCCGUCUGGACGAAGAACCUUCUGCUGCAGUGGCAAGUGACUAUGAUGCUGAUUCCAGUGCAUCAACACUUCAUCUAUCACCACCUUCAAAAUCAAGCACCCCACGGCAAGACAAUGACAGCAUCGAUGAAGCAUCCGAUGGUCCAGACACCAGCCUUGACAGCCAGAAAACACAGGCACGACAUUACAGGACUCUACGAGAAAUGUACAAAGCAAAGAAGCCACACAAAGCUGCUGUAACUCAUCUAUUAGACCUGGAGUUCCAGUCCAGAAGAAAUUUCAUCGACUCAAAUACUUUGAAGGAGCAAGACAGACCUAAACAAAUAUUACAGGCAUACCCAUGCUUCAAAGAACUGGACCAUACAAUGGAUGAACUGCGGAGAAUCAUUGAGCCAAACAAUUGCCAAUACAUUUCUGAGGUGAAAGGCAGGUGGGAGACCUUCUACUCCAAGGUUCAGUUUUAUGGUGUCAUGAAGAAAGUCAUGAAGCCUCCAAGGACAUUAAAAGGAGUUGAACAUGCCAUUGCUGUUUUUACCGCCCUGCCAUUGCUCUUCCCAUCUGGCUCUGCAGUACCCAAGAAAGUGGUCCCAAUCAGUGAGGCUAUUUUCCACGUUCUUACGCCCUCAUACCUUCGUUCACCGGACCCUGAUACCUUCGUCCACCGGCGUGUGCUUUCUAGUCCUGUUUUGCUGGUUGGUGAGGAGAACUGCAUGGUGGUUGUAGGUACAACUCCAGUUGUAACCUUUGAGAAAGAUUUGCUCCACGAGGGGCUUCUCUACCUCCUGGCAUAUUACUAUGCAUUCCACCUGACCUAUCCCAAGUGUAUUGCCACACUCUUGUCUGUGUUGCAAACAGAAGUUCUGGUAGAUGUCCUCCAUGAGCAGGACGAUGCAACCCCCUCUUAUAAAAAGGCCAUUCAUGAAUGGAAAAUGUUUGCUGAAUAA